Lytechinus pictus (painted urchin) is the source of this 5005-nucleotide messenger RNA. RefSeq names its product CAP-Gly domain-containing linker protein 2-like. Lineage: Eukaryota; Metazoa; Echinodermata; Echinoidea; Temnopleuroida; Toxopneustidae. The transcript is spliced from 6 exons. The record is from RefSeq and is a predicted model, not a curated record. The coding region runs from base 172 to 1158 and encodes 328 amino acids.
CUGCAAAAUCGAUCUCACUGCAUAGCGUACAGUCGACAUAGCAACUAACGAAGUCGUCUGCUCGUUGACAUUUGAGAGAGUUUGAAAGUAGGGGCGAAGAUUAAUAUUUUCGAAGAAAGGAUGUAUCCCGGGGAUGUAUUCCUAAAUCUCUGAUAUAAAUAUAGCAGGACAAUGAACAGCUCUUCUUCAAGAUCUUCUUCGGUGAAGAAACCUUGCAGAAAGAAAAAGCCUAGCUACCAUGCCAACCCUGCCUACCACAGCGGCUUCUUCUGUCACUGUUCGUCUUGCCGAUCCUUUCAUCGUCUCUUUGUAAAAGACAUUGAUGUGGUGGGUAAAGUCUGUGCCACUGUCAGGGAUAAAUCAAGCCUUCAGCUGAGUAAUGAAGCCUUUCUGGAUAGGUUCAGAGAGACCCAACUCAACACAAAACCCAACUGGAUCAAACUGGGCGAUCGAGUUACAGCUAAGGGCAAGUUUAAGGGUAUUGUGAAGUAUAUUGGUCCUCUUGAUGAUCAGGUGGUAUCCCCACCUACGUACGUAGGAAUCCAGCUCGAUGACCCAGUGGGAUUGCAUUGUGGCAUCAUCAAUGGCAAGCGAUACUUUGAAACGCCAAAAGGGCGUGGCUUGAUGGUGAAGUACGAAGAGGUGUCCAAGAGGAAACCUGCCGAUAAGUGCCCACCUAUCCAGGGGAACACCAUGUUUCCCAGCUACGAGCCAGGCAAAUACACACGUCUUUGGGCCGAUAGUGAUGUAGGUUCACCAGUCAAUCAGACAGAGCAAUGGAAAGAACGAGGAAGAGCUAAAUCUGCACCACCAAAACAAAGUGAAGCAGAAGAAAAAGCGUCAUUGAAUGCUCAACAGUCUUGGUCUAGAGCCAAGUGGAGGAUUAGCUUGAUGUUCAAAUUGGAUGACAAAGGCACCCAGAGGAAUCGGCCAGACCAACUCCCACCAAAGGUCCUCCAGAAGAUCUCCGACUGGAAGAAGGGGCUCAAGGGGGAUGAGAAAGAGGCAGAGCAGCUGGCCCAGACCCUAAAAAAACUACACUUGGCCCAGGAGAAGGGGCGAAGAGAGCUAGAAGAAGAAAGAGAGAAAGAAGAGAGAGAAAAGGCGAGGUUGGUAAGAGAGAGAGAGAGGGAGAGGAAAAGAUUGGAAGGGGAGUAACAAUAAGAAUUGCUAUAUGAAAUAAAGUGUAAAAGUUGAAGAUGAAGAAGAUAUUGAACUAGAAGCGGUUGAGGGGACAAGAAAGGGGCCAACAAGUUGCUUCAGUCCAUCAAGAAAUAAUACUUGGCACGGGAGGUGUUGAAGGGGAGAGAGACAGAAAGAAGAAAGGGAGAUGAAGAGAUCAGAAGCAUCAGGGGAAUGAAAAAAAAAGUUGCUACAAAGCAAAGUACAAAAGCUGGUGAUCAGGAAGUUCUUGCAGUAGAAGAGGUUUGGGGACAUAAGAGAGAUGCAAAGUAGUUGCCUUGGUCAAGGAAUUGCACUAGGAAGGAAUAGAGAGAUGGAGGAGACUCGGGGGGGGGGGGGGCAGUCAAAUGUAAUGCUGUACACACGCGUGGCCAAAUUAUUUCCAAACACCCCCUAAACGAGUUUUCCUCUGUGUGCAAAAUAAACCCCUAAACAGGCUUUAUUUACACAUUUUGGCCCCUAAACAUGUCGCCAGAAUAUGACUCGGAAAAAAAAACAUACCCCAAACACGUUUGGCUAGUCUUAAAAAAAAAGCUUUGGAAAAAUAAACAUACCCUAAAUACCUUUGACCCUGCGAUUGACCAUUGACCAGUCUUUCAAAACUACCCCUUUUGUUUUAAAUCUGUUUUUGAUACCCUUAACGAGUGUAGCCCGGCCCGCGUCCAAAACUGAAAAAAACACCCCUUUAAAUGUGUUUUUUUUGGUCACGCGUGUGUACAGCAAUAUAUUUGAGUGGCCCCCCUGGGGGAGGAGAGAAAGAUAAAAAAAGAGAGGGAAAAGCAAGUGAUUAGAGAAGGAUGACAAACAGGACAUGUAGUAAAACUGCCAGGUGAAGAAUAAAGCAUGUUCAGUGGAGGUAGGAGAGAAAUAAGGUAUAAAAAUAAAGUAUACUACAAAUGUGAGAAUAAUUUCCCUGCCAUGGCCAACUUAUUUUUCUAAAUCAUUGCCAAACUAAAUUGUGCCAUAUUUUGAUUUGUUUCAUGUAAUUACUUUUUAUUUUUUACAAAUCUAUGCAUCUUAGAUUUGAAGACUACGCAUCACCGGGGGUGAAGAUCUAAUUUAAUGCUGCAGUGAGAAUUUCAAAUUUUCUCCCGUUUUUUUACACAAAUUUUUUUUUUCAGGUACAUGUAUAUCCAUUGCGUUAUUCAGUAUUAAACAGGUUAAAUGAUGUUUUUGUAUUUUUUUUUAAAUGACGGUUCUAUACCAGUAUCUGUAUUCAAAUUCUCAGUGUCUGAAACUUUGGUGGAAAUAUAGUUUCAUAUGAGAACUAUUGUAUUAGUUUUACUAGACCAUAAGGUAAUAAUAUUGAUAGUUGAACUUUACCUACAAACAUAUCAGGGGCAGCGGAACGGUUUAGAACGUGGGGGAGCUGAGCCGAUAGUGGGGGUGGCUGACCAUGCAAAAAAUCACAAUCAGAUGUCAAUUUUUAUGUUUUUGUACACGGUUUUGAAAAAAAGUGGGGGACCUGAAGCCCCCCCCCCCUUGUUCCACGGCCCCUGCAUAUCUCGCGACUGAGCUGAUAAAACCUCAUAUCUCAAAAUUUGAAUAUUUCGACGACAGCUUAGAAUGAACUAGAUUUUAGAGUUAUAACAUGGGUAGCAACCUUCUUUUGCCUGAAUGUUUUUUUUCAGGUAAUGACAAUCUACUGACUGGAGUUAUUGCUUUUAUCAUUUUGCCAUUUUUUUAUGCCAGAUUUAUGAUAGUAUACCAACAAAGAGAUGUGUAUUGUAAUUACUAAUGCUGUUUGCCGAAAUGCUUAUUUAGUAUUAAAAAAAAUCAAUGCACUUUAUGAUGAUGUUGUGCCAUGUGUAUUUUAAACUGAAAUAUAAAUAUAAUGAGCUAGAUGUAUAAAUGUUUUAUACAUUAUGUAAAUAAAGAUUGAAUAAUUUUGAAGUGCUAUGUCUGACAUAUUGCUUUUCAUUUCCUCUGUAUAUAUUUCUUCUUUCCUCUUUAUCAUAACUAAAUUGCAGUCAAAUACUUGGAAGGAUCCAAAUGAGAGUCGCAUGACUCGUAAGAAGAGAAGAUAAUGAAAGGGGAAAACAUCUAAGAUUCUCACUAGUAGACAAAUCAUGACUCAUCACUAGCACCAGUCACUGUAUUUCAUUAAACCAAUAUCAUUCACUUUCUUAAAAGGGAUGAUCCAGGCUGGAGAUAUUUAUAUCUCAAUAAAUAGAGUAAAUUCACAUAGCAAAAUGCUGAACAUUUCAUCAAAAUUGGCUAACAAAUAACAAAGUUAUGGCAUUUUAAAGAUUUGCAUUAUUCUGAUGAAACAGUUCUAGGCAUGUCUUCAUGAAUAUUCAUUAGGUGGGCUGAUGAUGUCAAAUAGUCUUUUUUCUCAGGACUGACAAGAGACAUCGUGAUGUCACCACAGAGACAUGCUUUGACAAGCAGAGAUUUGAGAAGCAAGCUUGUUUCCAGUUGCCCCUAAAAUCAUUUUUGACAAGAUUACAAUCCCUGGUCAACCCUUGUUAUCUAUUUCCGAUAGAUGGCUCUUAAAUGCUUUGCUAAUAUUGAUGCUACUGGUAUUAAUGGAUGGAAAACUGAUUAACUGAAGGUCCUGUGUUUGAGCACUGUUCUCUCCGUUCAAAUUGAAUUUGAUUUCCCUCUUACACAAAUAUUAAUUCAGCAGUUUAUUUAAUCAGGUACUUAUAUGUUAGGGUUGUUACCAGCCAAGGGUAAAAAUAUUUGAGAAAAGUUCACAAUUCCACUAUUGUCGGGGUAAACUUGGGCAAAGUUGACAAACAGACUGAUUUCACACAAAUGAUGAAUAAUAACAAAUUAUAAUUCAUAAUCUUUUCUAUUCUUACUUCUCUAUACACAGUAAAAUAUUGCAAUGAAGUAUAAACAUUUAUAAAGAUUUCCUGUACAUUGGAAAGGGGUUUUGUAAGACACAUCCUUGCCUUUACUUGGCCUUCAAAAGGGAAAGUUCACCCUGACAAAAAGUUUGUUGUAAAAUACCAUGGAAAAUAAUAGAAAUAUUGGUGAUGGUUUGAGGAAAAUCCAUCACAGAUUAAGAAAGUUAUUAAAAUUUUAAGUUUUUGAUUUGUAAUGUCAUAUGAGCAGCUGCCCCAUAUGCUGUGUAAUAAAAAAGCAUAAAUUUUAAUUUGUCAAUGGUCCAUGACUAUUUUUUUUCUAUCAGGAGCAGAAGUGAUAUAAAUUGUCUGUUGAUAUACAGAAGGUACAAAAAAAAUAUUUUCAAUUUUAUACAGAAUGACAUUUUAUUAUUAUUUUUUUACUAAACUAUAUAUGUGGAAGCUGCUUACAUAUAUCAUCACAAAUCCAAAAAUUUGAAUUCUAGUAACUUUGAUGCAUUUUUUUCAAACCUUCAGUGAUAAGUUUCAUCAUAUUUUCAUUUUUACAAUUAACUUUUCAUCAGGAUGAUCUUCCCCUUCAACACACAUCACAAUUGCUAAUUCUUGACUGAUUAUUGCAAAACAUUUUGAGGGGUUUUCUCAACUUUAUCUACAUUUUUUUAAACAGAAGGAAAUAUCACCCCUAUGGUAGUAAACCCCUAAAUGAAAAAAAUAAAAAGUGUCUUGCUUACAUUGCUUGUGGAGGCAGGCACUAUACAUAACCCUCAAGAAUUUUUCACUUCUUGCAGUGGCGGAUCCAGUUAGCAAUAUAUAAAUGUUUUGCAUAGGAAAGUGAAUACUUUAUUUUUUCCUUAAAUUUUUGUGACAUAAAUCACCUUCAUUCUUGAGUGAAGACAUUUUUGUGUGUUUUUUUAAUGCUUCUCAAAAUUAUUAUCUGCAAAAAUGCCCCCUAGAAAAUCCUGGAUCUACUCCCUACUUCAUGGUAAGGGGGGGGGGGGGGGGGGGAGGGG